Molecule: messenger RNA, 3435 nt
Organism: Parus major (Great Tit)
Lineage: Eukaryota; Metazoa; Chordata; Aves; Passeriformes; Paridae
Gene: GPHN
Product: gephyrin
Exons: 28
Coding region: 21-2549 (842 amino acids)
Biological process (GO): glycine receptor clustering; Mo-molybdopterin cofactor biosynthetic process; gamma-aminobutyric acid receptor clustering
Cellular component (GO): postsynaptic membrane; postsynaptic specialization; cytosol
Molecular function (GO): molybdopterin molybdotransferase activity
Source: RefSeq, a predicted model, not a curated record
GAAAGCAGCAAGAUAUCUAAAUGAGUGACAGUUGCUUCAGGAACCUUGCCGAGGAUCGUAGUGGGAUAAACCUUAAAGAUCUGGUCCAAGACCCUUCUUUGUUGGGUGGGACUAUAUCUGCAUACAAGAUAGUGCCAGACGAAAUAGAAGAAAUCAAGGAGACGCUGAUAGAUUGGUGUGAUGAAAAGGAACUUAAUUUGAUUUUAACAACUGGAGGAACAGGAUUUGCACCGCGAGAUGUCACUCCAGAGAAAUUCCCAACAUUCCCAUUAUGUGGGCUCCAGAGAGGGGCCACUAAAGAAGUAAUAGAGCGAGAAGCCCCGGGGAUGGCCCUGGCAAUGCUGAUGGGAUCACUUAAUGUUACACCUCUGGGCAUGCUCUCUAGGCCUGUGUGUGGAAUCAGAGGGAAAACUCUCAUAAUUAAUCUUCCAGGUAGCAAGAAAGGAUCACAGGAAUGCUUUCAGUUUAUACUGCCAGCCCUACCUCACGCCAUUGAUCUCUUGCGGGAUGCCAUUGUAAAAGUAAAGGAGGUACACGAUGAGCUUGAAGAUCUACCUUCACCACCACCCCCUCUUUCUCCUCCUCCAACCACCAGCCCUCACAAACAGACAGAAGACAAAGGAGUGCAGUGUGAGGAAGAGGAGGAAGAGAAGAAGGAUAGUGGAGUUGCCUCAACAGAGGACAGUUCUUCGUCACAUAUAACAGCAGCAGCUAUUGCAGCUAAGAAGCAUCCAUCCUAUACCAGUCCAGCUGUUAUCAUGGCUAAAGGUCAACAGCCCAUCCCUGGUCUCAUCAGUCAUUGCCAUCACGCAGCAGGCAGUGCAGGAGAACUGAUUCCAGAAUCCAUCAUCUCUCGAGGUGUUCAGGUUCUCCCACGUGAUACAGCCUCCCUCAGUACUACUCCUUCAGAAUCUCCUCGUGCCCAAGCCACCUCUCGCCUCUCCACUGCAUCCUGCCCAACACCAAAACAAAUUAGACGGCCGGAUGAAAGCAAAGGAGUUGCUAGUAGAGUUGGAUCCCUCAAAGCUCGACUCCCUUCGUGCUCAUCCACCUAUAGUGUUUCUGAGCUCCACUAUAGGUUGGAAGGGCUUAAAGAUGAACUGAGGAGGAAUAGAGGCUACAACUCGAGAGUCCAGUCUAGGUGCAGCAGCAAGGAGAACAUCCUCAGAGCAAGUCACAGUGCUGUUGACAUUACCAAGGUAGCAAGAAGACAUCGCAUGUCACCAUUCCCAUUGACAUCUAUGGACAAGGCCUUCAUCACAGUUCUGGAGAUGACCCCAGUGCUUGGAACAGAAAUCAUCAAUUACAGAGAUGGAAUGGGGCGAGUCCUUGCUCAAGAUGUAUAUGCAAAAGAUAAUCUACCACCGUUUCCAGCAUCAGUAAAAGACGGUUACGCUGUCAGAGCUGCUGAUGGCCCAGGAGAUCGAUUCAUCAUAGGGGAAUCCCAGGCUGGUGAGCAGCCAACUCAGACUGUGAUGCCUGGUCAGGUAAUGCGUGUUACAACUGGUGCUCCAAUUCCAUGUGGUGCUGAUGCAGUGGUGCAAGUGGAAGAUACAGAGCUCAUCAGGGAAUCAGAUGAUGGCACUGAAGAACUAGAAGUUCGAAUCCUGGUGCAAGCUCGACCAGGCCAAGAUAUCAGACCCAUAGGACAUGACAUUAAAAGAGGUGAAUGUGUGCUGGCUAAAGGAACCCACAUGGGUCCAUCUGAGAUUGGUCUCUUAGCAACUGUUGGAGUAACUGAAGUAGAAGUUAACAAGUUCCCAGUGGUUGCAGUAAUGUCAACAGGGAAUGAGCUGCUGAAUCCUGAGGAUGACCUCUUGCCAGGAAAGAUUCGGGACAGUAACCGUUCAACUCUCCUAGCUACAAUCCAAGAGCACGGCUAUCCAACAAUCAACUUGGGAAUAGUGGGUGAUAAGAAGCCAGAUGUUUUUAAAGAAGAAGGGACACAGAGCUUCCAGAACACUGCGGAGACAGGCCUACCAGAUUGCCCAGAUGAUUUACUGAAUGCACUGAAUGAGGGUAUCAGCCGUGCUGAUGUGAUCAUUACAUCAGGAGGUGUAUCCAUGGGGGAAAAGGACUAUCUUAAACAGGUGCUGGAUAUUGAUCUUCACGCACAGAUUCACUUUGGCAGAGUUUUUAUGAAACCUGGCCUGCCAACAACCUUUGCAACUCUGGAUAUUGACGGCGUAAGAAAAAUAAUCUUUGCGCUCCCAGGCAAUCCUGUGUCAGCUGUCGUCACCUGCAAUCUCUUUGUUGUUCCUGCACUGAGGAAAAUGCAGGGUAUCUUGGAUCCUCGGCCCACCAUCAUCAAAGCCAGGUUAUCAUGUGAUGUAAAAUUGGACCCACGCCCAGAAUAUCAUCGGUGCAUUCUGACUUGGCAUCACCAAGAACCACUACCUUGGGCACAGAGUACAGGGAAUCAGAUGAGCAGUCGUCUGAUGAGUAUGCGCAGUGCCAAUGGACUGUUGAUGCUACCUCCAAAGACAGAGCAGUAUGUGGAGCUUCACAAGGGGGAGGUGGUGGACGUCAUGGUCAUCGGAAGGCUAUGAUGUCACCAGCAAGAGCGAAGCUUUGAUGCAUGUCCACAUAUCAUUGACUGUAUCCUGUAAUAUGCAACGGCACAGCUAGUUUUUCCGAUUUGGAUAAAAGUUGAUCAGUAUAGUCAACAUCUUGAAAUAUAUUUCAAAUGGAAUUUAAAUAAAUACCUUUUAAAAAAAAAAAAACAAACUUUAAAACAAAUCUUAACAAAGAAAUUUAUUCUGAUUAUAUCAAAGCAACUUUUUCCUUUUCUUGCAAUUGCUUUGUGUGUUCAAUGCUAGUUCUAAUAGCGGUAGCUUUUAGUAGACAGCAGUAGGUGCCUGCAGAACUUGUGUUUUUUCUCAUCUUUAAGAUACAACUACUUACGCUCUUAAAACAAGGCUGUCUGCUUAUUUAUACUAGCGUAGACAACACUUGGAUUUCCCUUAUUAGUAUGCUUCAUAACCGCUUCACAGAGAGCUUCUGCUUGUUCUUUAUCUUGUAUCUCGUGUUGAUGUGCACAGUGCCAAAAGCAGAGUGGCUGCACUGGGAACCCAAUGAAGCCCCGAGGUUUUCUCACCUCGCCGCGCAUUCAGGGAUGUCUCUUGUCCCGGCAGCCACCCAGCUCAGUACUCUUGGGCAGUAACUGGAUACCUUUUAUUUCAACAAACAAAAAAAUUGCUUCCUUAAGUGCUGACAGCCUUUUUAACCAAUACAUUUAAAAAUGUACAGAACUAAAAACUAAAAAAAAUCAAAGACUGAUCUUGUACAGAUAUUAGUGUUACCAGCAUUCGUGUGGAAAUUAAAUGAGCAAAGAAAUAAAACUAAUGUUAAACAACUCUGUACCAUAACAUUUUCUGUAAUGAUAUUGAAACUUAAAUGAAUAAAAAAAAUCCUCAAUCAUUAUUUAAAAUUUCA